AUGAACCCUGACAUGCUUGUUCUGCAUCGACCAUUCCACCACUUUGACAUCGGUACCGCCGACGACGUUUUGCAAGUCAUAAAGCAGCACCACGAGAACCGUGGCCUGUGUCUGCCGGCAGACGAGAGGAUAACUCGUCGGCCCCGAUGCGUGGUGUUCUCACCAGAGACGGUGGAGCAGGCAGUCCAAGCUCACAUCUUGUG
Molecule: messenger RNA, 203 nt
Organism: Symbiodinium necroappetens
Lineage: Eukaryota; Dinophyceae; Suessiales; Symbiodiniaceae
Source: the annotation of a GenBank genome assembly